Molecule: messenger RNA, 921 nt
Organism: Amaranthus tricolor (Joseph's coat)
Lineage: Eukaryota; Viridiplantae; Streptophyta; Magnoliopsida; Caryophyllales; Amaranthaceae
Exons: 1
Coding region: 1-921 (306 amino acids)
Source: RefSeq, a predicted model, not a curated record
AUGGAUAAAGGAAAGAGACCGACCGAGGAAGGAAUUAAUACCCAAGAGGAACCUUGGAGAGCUUUAGUUAAUGCCCCAGCCUGGGCAGAGAUAGAGGCUCUAGGAAUUUGGGACCGAAAAGAGGGGGAAAGCGAUUUGGACUACACCCAACGAGUGGAAAUGUUUUACAAGAGAUCUAAACAAGUGUAUGAAGGGAUAAUGGAUGAAAAGAUGGCUGAACUGAAGGAGAGGAGUGAACAGUUUCACCGAGAUCUUAACAGAAGGGUUAGAGCAAUGGAGACUGUGGGUCGGGAUAGAUUUGACGUUCCAGAGUCUAGUGGGGCAAGAGCUAAUGUUGUUGAGGAGGUUGUUCCCGUAGUAGACCCAAACUCAGUGUUACUAAUAAACUUUGAUGAGUUGGAUUUCGAGGAGGAUCCCGAGGAGGAUCCAGAAGAGGACCUGGAGGAGGACCCCGGUGAGGACCCAGAAGAAGAAUCUGAGGAGGAUUUUGGGGAAAGUUUCGAUGAGGAACAAGGGGAAAAUAUGAAGGAAGAUUCCUUAGGAGUGGUAGAAGAACCCUAUGAAGAUAACGUAGGGGAUGGUUAUAAUGUUGAUGUGGAGAGGGGAAUAGCUGAUAGACAUGAUGUUAUGAGCGAUAGUGAUACCGAAAUAGUUAUUCUAGGGGAUUGGCCGGUGAGGCGAGAAGAUCCUAUGAGUGAGGAGGAAAGUGAAAUCAUUAUGUGGGAGGAAAGACCACCUGAACCAGUAAUUGUAGAACUUUCUGAUUCCGUAGGGCGACUUGCUAUGAGUGAUUCCUUAUCUGUAGGAACCCCUUCUGAUUCUGAUAGCACGUCUAGCGAUGACUCUAGUAAUGCUGAUUUUGAACCUGAUCGAUACAUGGAAGAUCAGGACCGUCUGGAUGCAUCACUUUUAUUUCCCUGA